AUGGCCGACGAAUGCCGGCCCAGGUCUAACAGAGGUUGCGAGUACCCGCUGUAUCCGGUUGACAUAGUUUAUCAUAGUGACCGCCACCGUGGCGAAUGUCGCGUCUACGUCUUCGCUAAGAAGGUCGCGUGCCCGGACCCGUGCAGCAGGCAGAGGCUCGUUGUCCUCGAAGUCACGGGAUGGAUGCCAUACAUGUAUCUCAAGGUGAAGGACGGUGACAUCGGCAAUAUGGUGUCUGCCAUUGGUGAUUGCAUUGGACAAAUCAAGCAAGACUACGUGGGUCGGGAGAUUAGGUGCGACUACAGAAUUGACACGUCAAGCGACUUGACGUUCAUCGACGGCUAUGGCUACCACCCGGACGACGCCGAGGAACGAUUCAUCAAGGUAUCUAUUGGUGAUCCAAGUGUGUAUAAAAAAUUUGCCGAGAUCGUGCCAUACGAAGUGUACAUGGCGCAGGUGGACCAUGUGUGCCAAUUUAAGGUCGACGUGGGGCUGGCCCAUCCCAACAAACUCCUCGUCUUGGGGCCUGACUUCGAGUACGACGAACGGAGUUCACGCUUUGUAACGUCGGUGCGCAACCUCAAGACAGUGGACAACGUCGAUAAGGAGACUCCCGUGUUGAAAGCCAUGAGCAUCGACAUUAUGUGCAUCUCUCAGUCCGGUAGCUUUCCCAAGGCCGAAAACGAGGACGACCAAAUUAUCCAGAUCGCUUCAGUGGUCACUGCGGAUGUGCUGCGAGCCACCCACGACAGCGACGACUUUCGGAAGUAUGCCUUCGUUGUCGGAUCCUGUGACUCCGUGGAUAAUACCGAAGUGAGGCAUUACGACAGCGAGUCCGACAUGCUCGAGGGGUUUUUGAGUCACGUGGUGUCGAUGGACCCGGACGUCAUCACGGGUUACGAAGGGCGCAGUUUUCAUUGGCCCUACAUUCUGGAAAGGUUCAAACGUUUCCAGUUGUGGCCCUCGUUUUCACGACGCCGUUACGGCGGGAUCUGGUCCCACUACGUGCACGGCAAUAAGGAGGUCGUUUCGUCGCACGAUCGGAUUCUGGUCGACAUGCGUGAUGUAAUCACGGCCGAACAGAAACUCAGGUCGUACAGCUUGGACUUCGUCGUCAGAGAGUUUAUACCAGGUGAGGUGCAGUUGGAAGAUGUCACGUAUGAGCAGGUGAAAGAGUUUCACGAGGGCACUUCUGCCACGAGAUCCAGGAUCGCCGGAUGCUGCGUGAAGCGCGCUCUCAUGCCGCUGAAGCUCAUGAUGAAGUUCAACACAAUGACUUCCGUAAUCGAAAUAGCCAACAUAACGGGCGUCCCGAUGCGUUACGUAUACAGCAGGGGUCAACAAGUACGUGUCAUGACCCUCAUCGCCAGGGAGGCGCACGCCCACCGAAUGUUAUUUCCAACAAUGAAGAAGUCGGGCCAACAAGGGUACUGCAGUGACAGCAGUGAUGACUUUAAUGAUUCUGAUGAUGAAGAGGAAGCCAGUGCUAAGAAACCGGCCUUUCCUAGAAAGAGAAAGGCAGAAAGUAGCGAUCUAAACAACACGGGAUAUCAAGGAGCCAAGGUGCUCGAACCAAAGGUUGGAUUCUAUCAUGAUCCGGUGUGCACAUUGGACUUUGCUUCCCUGUACCCGAGUAUCAUCAUCGCUAUGAACCUGUGCUACUCGACUCUUCGCCUGAACUCGAAGCGGCAGACUGAGAAUACGGAACGUAAAGCAAAUCAAGACGAAGAUCGUUAUGAAUAUGAACAAGGAAAACCUUCCCCGGAGGGGGAUGUGUUCGUGUCCGAGAGUGUCAGGAAGGGAAUCUUGCCGACGAUUUUGGUCGACCUUCUGAGAGCAAGAAAGCAAGUGAAGGAGGAGAUGGCCGAAUUCGAGCACGACCCGUUCACGCUGUCACUCCUUAACGAGCGCCAAUUGGCCAUCAAGAAGUGUGCGAAUUCAGUGUACGGCUUCACGGGUGCCGUGCGCAAUGCAAUCCUGCCCUGCACUGAAAUUGCCCGAUCUGUGACAGCCUACGGCAGAACUCUGAUGGACAAGACGGUUUACUACGUCGAAAAAAAGUACACCCAGCACGAAGUGAUUUACGGGGACACAGACUCGGUGAUGAUCAUCUGCCGAGGCAAGACGGUGGCAGAAGCCAUGGAGAUGGGCAAAGCACUGGCCGAGCUAAUUUCGUCGCACUUUCCUCGCCCCAUACAGCUAGAGUUUGAGAAAGUGUGCCGGCCGUACCUGCUUCUCGGCAAGAAGACGUACGCGGGCGCCGUGUACUCUUCCAACCCCGACUCACACGACAAUGUCGAAGUCAAAGGCUUAGAGAUGGUACACAGGGACUGUUUGCCCUACCUGUCACGCGUCAUGGAAGCUUGCAUCCACGAAAUGAUCGUGAAUGUGGACAUACCGGCUGCUCAGGAAACAGCCAGAAAGGCACAGGACGACCUGCUGUCGGGUCUCGUGGACAUUGCGGAACUGACCUUGCGCAAGAAGUACGACAAGGCAGACUACAAAAGCCACUCGCCUCAUUUGCAUGUUAUCGAAAAGAAGAAAGCUAGGGGGGAGAAACCUCCCAGCGUGGGUGAUUUGAUUCCCUACGUCGUAUGCAAAGAGCUCGUGACGGACGAGGAGGAACUUCCAAAGGAGUAUGAAGAUCGGCCACAACAGUUCGUCAAGCGCAGAAAGCGCUACUUGCGCAAAAUGGCAUACAGGGCUGAAGAUCCGGCGUACGUGAGGAAGCAUGGCUUGCCCAUUGACUACGCCUACUACGCGGAAAUCCAUUUGGAGAAACCUUUAAAGAGACUCUUUGCGUGCGUACAAGGUGGGAAGCCUCAGACUGCCACCGCCAGCUCCGCAAAAGACUGA
This is a messenger RNA of Dermacentor albipictus, 2856 nucleotides long. RefSeq lists its product as uncharacterized. Gene Ontology annotation, cellular component: delta DNA polymerase complex. NCBI's taxonomy places the organism in Eukaryota, Metazoa, Arthropoda, Arachnida, Ixodida, Ixodidae. The record is from RefSeq and is a predicted model, not a curated record. Gene Ontology annotation, biological process: base-excision repair, gap-filling; DNA-templated DNA replication; nucleotide-excision repair, DNA gap filling. Gene Ontology annotation, molecular function: nucleotide binding; 3'-5'-DNA exonuclease activity; DNA-directed DNA polymerase activity.